Messenger RNA from Hordeum vulgare subsp. vulgare (domesticated barley), 3159 nucleotides. Its product is annotated as UDP-glucuronate:xylan alpha-glucuronosyltransferase 1-like. The coding region runs from base 975 to 2861 and encodes 628 amino acids. Gene Ontology annotation, molecular function: glycosyltransferase activity. Gene Ontology annotation, biological process: xylan biosynthetic process. The record is from RefSeq and is a predicted model, not a curated record. The transcript is spliced from 4 exons. Lineage: Eukaryota; Viridiplantae; Streptophyta; Magnoliopsida; Poales; Poaceae.
UUUGCCGCUCCUCCUCCUCCACCCUCCCGAGAGCUCCGAUACACCACCUGACUCGAGCUCUUCUUUUGCGUGAGCAAAGCGCACAGAGAGAGAGAAGAAGGAGAGGGGAGCGGCCCGUUUCUCGCCGCCCACCUUCCCCUUCGCCGGUUCGCCUGCGCCGCGGGUACGGUACCAGCCACCGCUCGUCCAUGGCGGCCCCUCCUUCCCUCCCUCCCUCCCUCCCUGCUGCUGUUCCUGCCUUCCAUUUGCUUCUGGAUUCCGGAGGCGUUCUUCUGGCUUCAGUUCACGGCGACUCCUCUCGUGUUCUUCUCCUUUGGUUCUGGUUCUGGAGGUGGUCUGUCGCUUCGUAGGUGUCGAUCGGUCCUGGUGACUGAUCGUUUCCAUUUGCUCUUCUCAUUCUGGAGGCUUCUUUGCGCCCGCCGUUAAUGGCGCCACCAUUUGCUUCGCUUCACUGGUCCCCUCGCUGUUCUUUGGUUUACUGGCGAUUACUAUACUACGUUUACAUGCUGAUCAGCGGCAGUCUGAUCCUCCUCCUCCUCCUCUCGAAAAGAAAAGAGAACCAAAAAACAGACACCGGAUUGUUAAAAUAUAGUAUAAUUUCGCUGAUUUUCUAUGCCGGGUCGGGUGGUGUCAGAGCCAUGUCUUUUUUGCAUGGGGCCUCCAACUCCAACCCUCUGUCUGCUCUGCCUGUUAUUUUAUUUUUCUACUUACUUCUGCUUCCGUGCACCCUCGUAAACACAACACUCGGCCCUCUGUGUUCCCUCUCCCCACUGCCACUCGGGCCUCACGUUUCGGGCCCGGUGGCCCGCGCGUCUUACCACACGACAAGAUUGCUUACCCCUGUGCUGUCGUGAUUGCAGAUGAGAAGCAGCGCACCGGCGGCGGCGUGAACCUCUCCGCUCCCCGGGGAAGAAAGGAGGAGGAGGAGAAGAGGAAGAGAGGAGGGCCCAAGCCCAAGCCCAAGCCCAGGACCAAUGGAGCAGCGCUACCGACCGGGCGGGGCCGCUGAUGACACAACUAAGAGAAGGACCACCAAAACCAAAAGUUUCAAAGAUGUUGAAAGCUAUGAAGUUCUUGUCCUUGAGAAGAACUGCGGUUGCAAGUUCAAAUCUUUGCGCUACUUGCUUAUAGCUAUUGUUUCUGCGACAUUUCUUACCCUCCUGACUCCGACGUUGUAUGAGCGCCAACUACAAUCAAGUUCACGGUAUGUGGAUGUUGACUGGAUAUGGGACAAAACCAGUGCUGAUCCGCGAUAUGUAUCAUCUGCUGAUGUUCAGUGGGCUGAUGUAUAUACAGCUAUAGAAGAUCUUAGUGCUGGUAACCAAAAGCUCAAAAUUGGACUCCUGAAUUUUAACAGCACCGAGUAUGGCUCCUGGUCGCAGAUACUCCCUGAAAGCCAUGUUUCAAUUAUAAGACUUGAGCAUGCCAAGGACAGCAUUACUUGGCCUACACUAUACCCAGAAUGGAUAGAUGAGGAGGAAGAAUCUGAGAUACCUUCCUGUCCAUCAUUUCCAGAGCCUAAUGUCCGAAGAGGCGCAUGGUUCGAUGUUAUUGCUGUGAAACUUCCCUGUACAAGGGUGGCGGGUUGGUCGAGAGAUGUUGCAAGGCUUCAUUUGCAGCUCUCAGCGGCAAAACUGGCCGUGUCCUCUUCAAGAGGCAACCGGAUGGUCCAUGUGCUUUUUGUGACGGACUGCUUCCCCAUCCCUAACCUCUUCCCCUGCAAGAACCUUGUGAAACAUGAAGGCAAUGCUUGGUUGUAUAGACCUGAUUUGAAAGCAGUAAGGGAAAAGCUUAGGCUUCCUGUUGGAUCAUGCGAGCUUGCUAUUCCACUUAAAGCAAAAGCAAGACUUUUCUCAGUAGAUCGAAGAAGAGAAGCCUAUGCCACGAUACUGCAUUCAGCAAGUGAAUAUGUGUGUGGUGCUAUCACAGCAGCUCAGAGCAUCAGGCAAGCAGGAUCAACUAGGGACUUGGUCAUCCUUGUUGAUAACACCAUAAGUGAUCACCACCGGAGGGGCUUGGAAGCCGCUGGCUGGAAGGUCAGGAUAAUCGAAAGGAUCAGGAACCCAAAAGCUGAGCGUGAUGCCUACAAUGAGUGGAACUACAGCAAGUUCAGGUUAUGGCAGCUGACCGACUACGACAAGAUCAUAUUCAUAGACGCUGACCUCCUCAUCCUGAGGAAUGUGGACUUCCUGUUUGCAAUGCCAGAGAUCACUGCAACUGGCAACAACGCGACCCUCUUCAACUCGGGUGUCAUGGUCAUCGAGCCCUCAAACUGCACGUUCCAGCUGCUGAUGGAGCACAUCAACGAGAUAACAUCGUACAACGGCGGUGACCAGGGGUACCUGAAUGAGAUAUUCACAUGGUGGCACCGCAUCCCCAAGCACAUGAACUUCCUGAAGCACUUCUGGGAGGGCGACAGCGAGGCAGCCAAGGCGAAGAAGACCCAGCUGUUUGGCGCCGACCCGCCAAACCUCUAUGUGCUUCACUACCUGGGCCUGAAGCCAUGGCUGUGCUUCAGGGACUACGACUGCAACUGGAACAACUUCAUCAUGCGUGAGUUUGCAAGCGAUGUCGCGCACAACCGUUGGUGGAAGGUGCACGACAAGAUGCCCCGGAAGCUCCAGUCCUACUGCCUUCUGAGAACAAGGCAGAAGGCUGGGCUGGAGUGGGACCGGAGGCAGGCCGAGAAGGCGAACCUGGAGGACGGGCAUUGGCGGCGGAACAUCACCGAUCCGAGGCUCAAGACCUGCUUCGAGAAGUUCUGCUUCUGGGAGAGCAUGCUGUGGCACUGGGGCGAGGCCAAGAACCAGACCAAGAGCAUCCCCGCGCCUACCACGACGAGCUUGUCAUCAACCUCGUGAGCUGUGUAGAUAACCCGAGAUAUUUAUACAGAAGAAAGCUUUAUAUGUAUAGCACCGUACCUGCAUAGCGGCAGCUUGUAUAGGUAGCUACUAUGCUUAGGCCUUCCCCACACAAAUACAAACCCUCCUCUGUUGGCUGUUGCCGCCCUCCUGGCUGCAGCCUUGGUGGCCAACAAUUCUUUUGGGUUUGUUUAGCUAAUAAGUUAUCUGUGCAUGUAAAUUCUCUUACUAAGAACACGGAAUGUUUUUUCACGACAAGGAAAGCUAAUGGCAGUAGUACCCUCUCAGUUCCAAGUUA